CUCUCAACAACCUCAAUCUCUUCACUUUCACUCUCACAAUACCUUUCUUCACCUUCUUCUUGGCCCAUUGUUGAUGUCUUAUUGCUUGUUAUGAGCCUUAGAUUUCUUAGUGGCAAAUUCAAGAUUUUGAAUUUUAAUUGUUAUCAUCCUUUCCCCUAGUUCUUGGCAUUCCUGGUACGCCAGGUUAUGAGCGCCCUAUUAUAGAAAUGGAGAACUCAAGAUUUCUACCUUGCAGGCCCCUGAUUGUUUUAUUAUGUUUAUUGGUUAUUUUGUUGAGACCCAAUAUUUCCUUGGCCGCACCAGGCCCGCAUGAUGAAGAUGCUGAUGUUUCAGUAGAAGAUCAUCAGAGUGGUGAGAAUAAUGGUGGUGGUGCCACUACUCUUGCGGCUCCUGAAGUUGAUAGAUCGGAGCUUUGCAAUAUCGAUACGAGUAGUUUUCUUCCUCCGCCAUACAGCAAUAUAUCAGGCAUGGUCUGCGCACCGGUUUGGAACACUUUCAUUUUGAGGUAUCACAAGAGAGAAGAGAACUUGGUGACCUUUAUAUUAUCUGCUGUAUUCACCACCGGAUGGGUAGGAAUUGGGUUUUCUAAAGAUGGAAUGAUGGUUGGCUCCAGCGCUAUGGUGGGAUGGUUUAACAAGGAAGGUCAUGCGAGAAUCAAACAAUUCUAUUUACAAGGUGCUCGGCCAUCACAAGUCAUAGCAGAUGCAGGUGAAUUGGAUCUCACGAAAGUUCCACCUGCUGUUGUGCUUCAUGGACCCAUGAUUUACUUGGCAUUUCAAGCCAAGUUUGAAAAAACUCUUACUCGCCAACCUAUCAUAUUGGCUUUUGGAACAAAAUAUCCAAAACACCACCGUUUAUCCAUUCAUGAUGAUAAGACCACCAUUCUCUUCGACUUCUCUGCAGGUUCUGCUUCUUCCGGGUAUGCAAAUCCUGGGCAGAUGAAGAAGAAUCACGGUAUAUUGGGUAUCUUCGCAUGGGGCCUGCUCCUUCCUGUUGGAGCAAUUGUUGCAAGAUACAUGAAGCAUAAAGAUCCACUUUGGUAUUAUCUACAUGCAGGUAUUCAAUUUGUGGGAUUUCUCUUUGCCCUAGCUACUGUGGUUCUUGGACAACAACUCUAUUCUAAAAUUAAUGCCAGAAUACCAGCACAUAGAUCCAUAGGGAUCUUCGUUCUUACCCUCAGUAUUCUUCAGAUAUUGGCGUUCUUUCUACGGCCCAAGAAGGAUGUCAAGAUCCGCAAGUACUGGAAUUGGUAUCACGGCUGGUUUGGAAGGAUUGCCCUCUUCUUUGGAGCUCUAAAUGUGGUGUUGGGAAUCCACGCAGGCUCUGCAGGGAUUGGAUGGAAGAUAUGCUAUGGGUUUCUAAUUAGUACGAUAUUAGUCACAGUUAUUAUCCUAGAGAUAUUGUCUUGGAUGUGGAGAUCAGAAACUACUCCACCUCCUUCCUUCCAAAUGAAUCCAAUCUCGUAAACAAAUUUAAGGGUGACCACGGUUGUUGCAGAAUUUUGACCUGAAAGAAAUGGUAAGAAGCGUUCAAUUGUGUGCCAGUUAUUCUUUUGUCUGAGAAGGCCAAAAUGCUUUGCCAAACUGCAUUGUGGUUCAAUUUUGGACCUGACCUGAACCUGAGUAAACUUUACAACCUGUUCCUUAUGUUGACUGUUUCAGUGUGAAUGCUAGGGAUGUUAUUCGAUGACUGGAUAUAAUUGUUUGUCAAACUGGAGCAACCAAGUUUCGGCUUUUCUGGGUUUUUUUUUUUUAAAAAAAAAAAUACUAAACAGUGAGCUUCCUUUUUUCACGUUAUGCGCUUGCAUAGUUA
Molecule: messenger RNA, 1812 nt
Organism: Hevea brasiliensis (rubber tree)
Lineage: Eukaryota; Viridiplantae; Streptophyta; Magnoliopsida; Malpighiales; Euphorbiaceae
Product: cytochrome b561 and DOMON domain-containing protein At3g61750
Exons: 5
Coding region: 207-1466 (419 amino acids)
Source: RefSeq, a predicted model, not a curated record